AUGUCUAACUACAACACCAACCUUCCGAAGUUACGCAUUACCCGCCACCCGAUCGAUCCUCAAACCGGUCGGCCCGCCCGCAUCCCAUCAUCCUCGCCAGCACCUGCUCGUCCAAUGCGGGUGGUACGUCUCAGGGUGUCGCCAGACGACUACAAUCAACCCGGAGCCGAAGUGCUCCACCGGUCGUCAGCCUCCGCCCAGCCACCCGUGGUGAAAACCUCCAGCUUGCCGCAGAGACAGCUGGCCACGUCUGUCGAGGACACAGACCCUUUCGUUGAGCCCAAGAAAGCACCCGUCGUACGACCAUUCUGGAGAGCUCAGGGGGUACCCACGACAAUCGACAGGCUCAAGGUCGAGUUCGCCACAGACCCAGUUUUGGGACCAGUCUAUGGCCCACAUGUCGCAUGGAUGGAGGAAGAGAAAUGCCGUCGACUUUCUCAGCCAAAACCUUCUCCUCCAAUGCCGAUCCCCACAUGUCGCCAGCCGCCGCCUCCUCCUCGCCAACGGUCACCCACUCCUCGCCGCAGAUGCCCGGUGCCAGACUUGACUGACACGCCUUCAAACACCUACGAAGCCUCAUCAGCUUCGUCCAUGGCGUCGGAGUUUGUUCACUCCGUUCGGGACAUCACCCACACCCUGUCGGAGCCAGUGUACGAAUCGACCGGAUACUUGACGACAACUCAAUCAGUGGAGCUUCGAACAUCCGAGUUCGACACAUUCGACAACUUUACCAGUGUCGGACAUGGUUGGAGCCCUACCACUUCGUCGACUGUAUCCUCUCGGUCCGCCUCACACCAUUCCUCAUCGCAUCGUUCCGUCUCCAGCCAAGCUACAAGGUCCAGUACAUCCGACCCAGCUUCGGACAGUCAAGAGGAAGACGGUUACGAAUCCGACGACACUGAGUUCCUAUGGUUGAAAGCGGCACUGAAGCUCUUGAAGGGACUGUCACGUGAAGAUCCCGACCGCCGCCUAGUUCUUGCGGCGAUCAAAAGACGCUGUCGGAAGUCUCCAGAAGCUCUUGAGGUCAAGUGCACUGACCUCGCUUCACAAAGUCAAACUGAAGACAAGUCCGAGUCGGACGACAGCGUUGAGAUCGAAGACAACUCGGCAUGGGAGCGGCAAUACGACUACUACAAGCAGGAGAUGCCGGCCCAGCCUUCUCAGGUGGAAUCGCGGCCCGUUUCGCGUUGCUCGUCUUUCUCAGGAGCUCCGGACGCGGAGUGUACUGACCUGGCUUCUGAGUAUCAAUCGGAAGUCGACAAUCAAUCCGAAGACGACGACGCAAACGACGCAGAUGAGACCGAUGACAAGUCGACGUGGCAGAGCGAGUACGAGGCGUAUAGGCGAGACCGGGAAGCUUCGCGGAGGGAAGUGGAAGACAACUCGGAUGACAAUGACGACACAAUCUCUCGCGCGUCAACCUGUCAUCUCUGUGGCGACCUGACUUGUCAGGACCCGCACUGCAUGCGGCGUCAAGGCCGACUCCCUUCCCCCAAGCUCGAGAUCACACCAGAACGGCAGGCCGAGAUUGACAACGACCCCAUGUUCGAGGCAUUCGAGCGCGAAGCCUCAGCCAGAUACCUUGCUGACCAAGCCGAACGUGCCCGAACUGCUGCACCUCUGCCUCCGCCACGCCUGCGCCAGCCUGAAGCUCGGAUUCCGACCAUUCCAGACAAUCACGAUUCGGAAGAAGACACGACCGGUAGCAUCACUGCACGCCUCAAUUCAAUCACGGGUUCUUUCCGGAUGGCGUUGGAUGCUAUCAGGGCACGGAUCGUUUCGGCGUUCCGCUUCGGUCGUUCUUGA
Molecule: messenger RNA, 1806 nt
Organism: Coniosporium apollinis CBS 100218
Lineage: Eukaryota; Fungi; Ascomycota; Dothideomycetes
Exons: 1
Coding region: 1-1806 (601 amino acids)
Source: RefSeq, a predicted model, not a curated record